AUGCGCCUCCUGCGCUCAAGUCCGCGUCUCGGCUCAGGCGAGCCAUACACCCCAGCCUGCACGUCUUGCGUCCUCUCUUCCUCACGGCUGGCUCCUGGCGCGCGCUCAGACACCGUGCCUCGCAUUACUUCCGCGCAGCCUACCUGGCGAGCGAUCUGCAUCCGCGCUCUCGCGGUGCCUUGCGCCAUUCUCAGGCAUUUUGCCCGCCGAACCAUCUGCAUCCACGCUCCCAUGGCGCCUCGUGCCACUCUCGCGCAUUUCGCCAGCAGAACGAUCUGCAUCCAUGCUCCCACGGCGCCUCGCACUUCCCUCGCGCAUCUCCUCCGGCGCGCGAUCUGCUGCGAUGUCCUCGUGGCGCCUCGUGCCACCCCCGCGCAUCUCGUUCGCCGAUCGAUCUGCUUCCAUUACACCUCCGCGUUCUUCGCGUCCAUCUCCGCCAUCGCUUCGCAGAUCGUCCUCUUUCGCAUCCGCCCGUUCUUCUCCGCGGCGCUUCGCGCCAUUCCCACCCAUUUCGUUUUCGUCCGUCGUGCCAGCUGCAUCCGCACUGCCAAGACGCCUUUCGCCACUCCCAUCCGUUUUGUCCGUCGCGCCAGCUGCAUCCGCGCUCUCUCGGCGCCUCGUGCUUCCCUUGCGCCUGUCGUCCGGCGAGCGAUCUGCCGCCAUGUUCCCUCGACGUCUCACUUUGCCUUCUUCACCCAUCCCCUCUGCUGCACGAUCCGUUUCCGCGUCGCUCUUACGCUCUUCUGCACGUCGAUUCAGCAGAUCUGCCUCGUUCCUGCCUAUGCGUUGCUCCCCGCCGCCCCGCGCAGUGGGGGCACCUUCGCAAUCUCCCUCGUCGUCAGCCUCCCUUGCUGA
This is a messenger RNA of Closterium sp. Yama58-4, 855 nucleotides long. The record is from the annotation of a GenBank genome assembly. Lineage: Eukaryota; Viridiplantae; Streptophyta; Zygnematophyceae; Desmidiales; Closteriaceae.